AUGCAUUGGCUUCUGCCAUUUGAUGCUGUGGUUGAACGGGAGAAUGAUUAUCGAAAAAUUGGGCCUAGUGUACGUCGCUUGCCAACUUCACGUCAGGGUUGUUCAAAAGUCAAAUCUUAUCUAACCACGGUGGAUAAACAAAAUGAGACGUUAUUAUUGAGAGAUGAUCGCGGGACGUUGAGCGUCUGGAGAUGA
Messenger RNA from Plasmopara halstedii, 195 nucleotides. RefSeq lists its product as uncharacterized. NCBI's taxonomy places the organism in Eukaryota, Oomycota, Peronosporomycetes, Peronosporales, Peronosporaceae. The record is from RefSeq and is a predicted model, not a curated record. Bases 1 to 195 code for a protein of 64 amino acids. The transcript is spliced from 2 exons.